AUGGCCGCUCUACCAUCGGAUUUGAAGCACUUGUACCUUGGUUGGAUUGAUGAGGAUGCUGCUCAGUGCCAGAAGCGGCAGCAGAAGAGCGCGAUGCUUCUAAGCAACGCUGCACGCACUCUCAGGAACCAUCUGGAGCCUGUUUACGCUCCUGAAGAGCUGAAGAAGUUGAAGGGGAUUGGUGACUGGGUUGUUGGUAAGAUGAGGAGGAGGCUUGAAUCGUACUGCAAGGAGAAUGGGUAUGUGGUUCCUGCUGUGGUUGUGGAGCCCGUGAAAACAGCUGGUCAGAAGAGGAGAAAAGGUGACGGCGGUGCCGAUGGAACUACCAAGAGGAAACAGCAGAAGUACGUCCCUAGGAAGAGGUCUGGGGGGUAUGCUAUUCUCCUUGUGCUAUUGGAGUACGACCCAGACAUGAUGGGGUUGACAAAGAACCUCAUUAUCCAAUAUGGCGCGCCGUACUGUGAUGGAAGUCUUGAAUCAAACCCUGGAACCUCCCAGUUCUAUAGCGCCUGGAACUCAUCAAAGAAGUUGCUGCAAGAGGGUUUAAUAAAGAGCUCUGGGAGGCCUCAGAGAUUCUUUCUCACCGAUGAGGGACUUGAGCUGGCGCAGAGUAUCAAGGCAAAUGAUGGUGUAGUGUUCAGAAACGAGACAAGAACACAACCACAGGCCGUGCCACGCGCUACGAAUGACCCAGUACGGCGUUCUCCCACGACACCAAGAGUUCAUACACCGCAACGAGCAUCAAGAGUGGCCAGACUUCCUGAAAUUUCGCCCACUGUUCCGGUUUUCAUUCCAAGAGAUCGUAUUGAACACGUCUAUAGAGGAAUAAACUACUUCUUUUGGGAGCCUAAAGAAUACGAAGUGAAGUUUAUCAUUGAUAACCGAGAAGUUAAAUCCAAAGACGACCGUGAUUUCUUUGAUGAAAAGCUAACACAACUAGGUGUGGAGUGUUUAAAGCGACCAUUACCUGUUGGAGAUGGAUUAUGGAUAGCACGUCAUAGAACGACGAACGAGGAAGUAGUGUUGGACUAUAUCAUGGAGAGGAAAAGGUUGGACGAUCUCGCUAUGAGUAUCAAGGAUGGUAGGUAUACCGAACAAAAGAGUCGAUUGAAAAGAACCGGGAUUGAAAACAUCUUCUAUCUUAUUGAAGAGGUCACAGGAUCUGAUAUCCAGCAGAUGUCACAAGCCAUAGAAACUGCUAUCUCAUCGGCAACCACCGUCAAUGGGUUCCACGUUCAAAGAACCAAAGAUGCACACUCAACGCUACGGUUCAUCAAACUAAUGACGGAGGAGAUUGUCAAGUUCUACACCACCAAGAGACUUUUGAUCUUGAAUCCCCAUACCGUUGAAAGCCAAUUGAAGUAUUCUGAGAUCCUAGAAUCCUUCAAAGCUCGAUUCCCAACAGACACAUGCGUACAUCUUUACAACACCUUCGACGUGCUACUAAACAAAUCAUCGAUGCUCACGGUACGUGAACUCUUUGUCAGGAUGCUAAUGACCGUCCGUGGAAUCACUUUGGAAAAGGCUAUCGCCAUACAGAGACAAUUCCCCACGCCCGCUAUCAUGUUCGAAAGGUUUGAUCCCCAGGACCAAGAAUUCGUAUCGAAAUAUGGCAAGAAAGUUGCAGAAUCGCUCGGUGAUUUAUUCAAGAGAAAUAACUAA
Messenger RNA from Williopsis jadinii, 1662 nucleotides. RefSeq names its product Mus81p (gene MUS81). Gene Ontology annotation, molecular function: DNA binding; crossover junction DNA endonuclease activity; 3'-flap endonuclease activity. The transcript has a single exon. Gene Ontology annotation, biological process: double-strand break repair via break-induced replication; mitotic intra-S DNA damage checkpoint signaling; DNA catabolic process. The record is from RefSeq and is a predicted model, not a curated record. Gene Ontology annotation, cellular component: Holliday junction resolvase complex; nucleus. Lineage: Eukaryota; Fungi; Ascomycota; Saccharomycetes; Phaffomycetales; Wickerhamomycetaceae. Bases 1 to 1662 code for a protein of 553 amino acids.